Molecule: messenger RNA, 1254 nt
Organism: Fonsecaea multimorphosa CBS 102226
Lineage: Eukaryota; Fungi; Ascomycota; Eurotiomycetes; Chaetothyriales; Herpotrichiellaceae
Exons: 2
Coding region: 1-1254 (417 amino acids)
Source: RefSeq, a predicted model, not a curated record
AUGGCACCCUCCAGGGCGCCCAGUGCCCUGCUUCUGCAUUCACUGAGAUCGUUAGCGAUUGAGAUGCCAUCGUCUAGAGCUGCCCUCCGAAGCUUCGCAACCACAAGCUCGACUUGUCAAGAAGUCGAAGUUCAAAAGCCAUCCUAUUAUCACAACCCUGACCCAGCCACUGUCCAUGUUCCGCGACUCGAGCGCAAGCUCUUGAGGGCUGGUCAGUUUCCCGUGGGAUCUCGAAGACGACGGGCCGCCCUCGCGCAGUCUCCUGGCAUUCCCUUCGAUGAACUGCCCUACCAAUGCUUUCAAGAAGCCCGCAAAAUCCUCAUCGCCGACCGAGCAGAGAAGCUCAAAAAGAUAGAAACCGAGCGAGCCCGCAUUGCUCGUCUUCGUGAUGUCGACCCGAACACGUUCCCUGGAGGAGAACUGUACAAACAACGAAGAUUGAACAGCAUGCUCGCAGAGCUGGAGAAUCUCAAGAUUUUGGCCGACAUUAACGAUCCCAAUGUCAAGAGGAGGUUUGAGGAUGGCAAUGGCGACCUGAGCAAACCCAUCUACAGGCACCUGGCCGAGCGCAAAUGGCGAGAAUAUCCGCGAAAAGUCCUCGUCCAACGAAUAACACAGAUGAAGGUGGUUCCAGACAUCAUUCCAAACGUGGAUCCCGUACUGGACGUCAAGAUUGUGUUUGGAACCCGUGUUGUACAACCGGGCGAAUUCGUGGAGUCGCACAUCAGCGAAAACCCGUGCCGUCUAACUCUACAAUCCUAUGAGCGAGGGGAGAAGAUGGUUACCGUUGCCAUUGUCGAUCCAGACGUUCCGAACAUCGAGACCGACUCCUUUGACUCUCGCUGCCAUUACCUUGCCUGCAACAUUACCAUCUCACCGACACAACCAACGGUAGAUCUCGCGACUCUAUCCCCGGCUUCACAGGUCCUUCUACCGUGGUUGCCGCCCUAUGCACAGAAAGGAAGCCCAUAUCAUCGAUUGUCCAUUGUCAUACUACAACAAAAAGACAACAUCCCCAUUGAUCUUGAGGUUGCCAAGAAAAAGAUACAGCGGGACGGGUUCACUGUCCGCAGCAUGAUGAGUCGUCACAUCCUCAGUCCUAUUAGUGCUUCGUUGUUCCGGACACAAUGGGAUGAUAGUACAUCUGCCGUUAUGCAGAGAGCAGGCAUCCAAGGUGCGGAUGUCGAGUUCAAGAGGAGGAAGGUGGAUCCUCUGCCGUAUCAAAGGCGCGACACGUCUAGGAUGAGGGGGUGA